Nilaparvata lugens (brown planthopper) is the source of this 4034-nucleotide messenger RNA. RefSeq names its product T-cell immunomodulatory protein. The transcript is spliced from 11 exons. Gene Ontology annotation, cellular component: plasma membrane. The record is from RefSeq and is a predicted model, not a curated record. NCBI's taxonomy places the organism in Eukaryota, Metazoa, Arthropoda, Insecta, Hemiptera, Delphacidae. The coding region runs from base 945 to 3638 and encodes 897 amino acids.
CUAUGAUCACAGUAAUGAAAAAUGAAAAUGAAGAAGACGAACGUCAACGUCCAAAGAAACUGAGGAUUUUAUUUUUGAGAUUAUUACGUGUUUUAGAAAAAUUUGCUGUGUAGAAUUAUCUUACAAUAAUGUUUAAUACAGUUUCAUGAUGUAAUAAUUGGUAAUCGUCAGGUUUAAUUAAACCUUUAUUUGUUGUUACAUAAGAGGGUGUUGAAGUGAGAUAAAAUGUUGAGACUAGUAGAGAUACAAACACAUCCCUCAUCCCAUUUGGUGCAUCAUGCAUUUGCCACAUCCUGGUCCGAAAAUAAUCAAAUCGCACUAAUGACUGAGAAAGGAGUCCAAAUUUUGGAACUGCAUUUCAACCCCCACAACAAGACCUCUUCCAUAGACUGUCUCCGUGCCACAAUUGAUACCAGUGAGGCAGCUCCGACCAGCAGUGUGUUGAUAGACACUGAGGCAAUGCUCCACAAAUCGGCUCUACAAGAGGCCAGCACACUCGUCAAGAACACAGACUGGGCACCGAAUCUGGUCAAAACAUUACCGAUUCCCAAGGUCAUCGUUCAGACUGUGUGGUCUCCCAGGGGGUACUGCAUUACGGCAGAUGCCUUCUAGCCUGCCUGACCAACGUGGGUCAGUUGACACUGUUUACAUCGGAGCAGGGCGGUGAUUGGCUGCCGAAAUUCGACGUGUCACUCGUUUGGCUGAGGUACAGUCGCAAAAAGUGGUCUAAACCCAACAGGUUUGCCAACAUCAAGCAUCAAAUCACCGAGCUCCAGUACAGGGCUAACCGGAUUAAGUACACUGCUGUGGCCUGGGAACGAUUCUCCGGUGACGAAUUCUCCUGUUCCACCCUUCUAAUCACGGCCAGUCAGGACGGAAUCAUAUGUCUGUGGAUAGUUGAGGACGAAAAAUACAAAUCCAGCCUCAACCUGGAGCCCAUUACAAUGGCUGUAACCAACGGACUCAAAGUGAAACUGGUCAAAGUGUUCGAUUCGAAACUGACAAAUAUCUCUAGUUUGUUGUGGUGUAACAUUGAUAGUUUGUCGGGGGUUUUGAUAGUUGGCAACAUCAGGGGAUUGAUUAAUAGUGUGUGUGUCAAGUUUUGUGAUAUGUUGAAAAAUGAUGAAGAAGAUGUGAGAAAUGAUGAGGAGAAUGUGGAAAAUGAUGAGGAAAAUGUGGGAAAUGAUGAGGAGAAUGUGGGAAAUGAUGAGGAGAAUGUGGGAAAUGAUGAGGGACUUGGUGGGGAAGUGAGAAAUGAUGAAGGGAAUGUGAAAAAUAGUGAAGUACUUGGUGGGGAAGUGAGAAAUGAUGAAGGAAUUGUGAAAAAUGAUGGAGAAAAUGUGAGAAAUGAUGAGGAAAAUGUGAAAUAUACUGAGGGACUUGGUGGGGAAGUGAGAAAUGAUGAAGGGAAUGUGAAAAAUAGUGAAGGACUUGGUGGGGAAGUGAGAAAUGAUGAAGGAAUUGUGAAAAAUGAUGGAGAAAAUGUGAAAAAUGAUGGGGAAAAUGUGAAAAAUAGUGAAGGACUUGGUAAGGAAGUGAGAGAUGAUGAAGUUUGUGGAGAAAACAGGGAAAUUGUAAGCAGUGUGCAAGAGGUUGAAGAGGUAGUGCAGAAAUCUAAAGCGCAAACUGAGAAAUUUAGUGGAAAAACCACGGAAAGUGUAGAAAAAAAUGUGCAACUAGUAAACAUUUGUGAAGAAACCACACAACCUGUCAUAGAAGAUCCUUCAAAGAACCAGAACCUAGCUUCCAAAAAAGUUCCUAACCUAACUCCUGAACAAGAUGCUAAUGUAUCUUCUGAACAGGGUCCUAACCUAACUUCUGUAUCAAAUCCUAACCAAACCCAGCAACCCAACUUGACUUGUGUAUCAAAUUCAAAGGACACACAGCAACCUAUCGCCACUUCUGUAUCAAAUCCCAAACAAACUCAGCAACCUAACGCCACUCCUGUAUCAAAUCCCAAGGAAACACAGCAACCUAACCCAACUCCUGUAUCAAACCCAAACCAAACCCAGCAACCCAACUUGACUUGUGUAUCAAAUCCCAAGGAAACACAGCAACCUAACCCAACUCCUGUAUCAAACCCAAACCAAACCCAGCAACCCAACUUGACUUAUGUAUCAAAUCCCAAGGUUACACAGAAACCCAACCUAACUCCUGUAUCAAACACCAACCUAACCUCAAAAUCGAAUCCUCCAGGAGGGAAUGUUGAAAUCAGUGUAGAACCCCUGUGGAGGGAUGAGGAUUUGCUGUCCAUUUCCAGUCUGAUUUGCUGGGACGUGGAUGAUGUCAAUGUAUGCGCAGUCUGCAUCAAAGACAUGUACAUAAUUGUGCUGAUUGUGCAGAAAAAUAGCGGCAAACUGGUGUCUACACACAUCCACAAUACUAACAGGCGGAAUUUGGCUGGUUUGUUGAAGCUGGAUAAUGCAUCGUUUCUAAUCGGCAGCCAACAGGGCGCUCUAUUCAAACUGACUCUGGUUCAGGAUGACAACGGACAGUUGAAAUUUAUGAACGAGACUGUACAGAACAAUUUCAUCAGAAGCCGCUACGGUGUGAUGGGAUUGGCCGCUUCAAGAAAUCGGGACUUUGUAGCUGUUAAUCUUUGUGUGAACGGACCCUAUGAUCAUUCCAAACUGAAGACAUUAUCGUCGUUAGUGAUCUGUUCGUUGGAAAAUCGAGAAAUCGACCUGAUGACAAUGAUAAGUUCGAACAGCUUCGUUAAUUUGGACCGUAUCUGGGAUUGCCUCGAGAAUGUCAGACUAAGCAUUCUCCAGAAAUCUUUAACCUACAUUUUUCCGUCUACCAUAAGAUGCCAACUUGAUACCAUGGACAUCCAUCCCCUCAUCUUAACCAUGUGGUUGACAAAUUUCGUGGCCUACAGUCUGCAGUUGGAGCAGAUGGAAGUUGGAAUUGAAUUAUUACUACUACCAGAGAACAAGUCCCAAACCAUGACCCGUCUCUACGAAGAAAUCCGUCUACUAGUUUUUUCCAGCCACAUCUUCCAACGUUGCACUUUAAUUCUCUCCUCCUCCUCCUCCUCCUCCUCCUCCUCCUUCUCCCUCCUCAGUCUGCGUCUGAUGCGCAAGUGGAUCUGCUCAGGUCUCCUCCUCAACUCCUCCAUGGAUUGUCAUUCGACGACACGAUUGACGGCCACUAGUAUAGUCGAGCAAAUCGAUGUUCACCUCAGGAGUAAAGUGGGAGAGGGCGAUUGUGGACAACAAGCAGGGGAGAGAGAGACGUGUAUUGUGUGCGGUAAUGAUAUUGUGUCGUUGAGUGAUUUCAGUGUUGCCACCUGUACAGAAGGUCACCAGAUUCGGCGGUGUACACUCAGUUUGGUGCAAAUUCCUUGCGACUAUGAUGAAGUGCUGCAAUGUAAACGGUGUGGAGUGUUAGCCCACCCACAGGCCGUUAUAGGCGACUACGCAUCGUGUGUGUUCUGCAACUCGCUGCUUGCUCCUGAUCAGGAACUGAUACCCGAUUCGCAAAUUCUCGUUCUGGAGGAUGAGCACGACAAUAUAGGGCAAAAUCGUCGAAGACCGAGAACUCGCUCGAUUGAGAUGAGGGGUGAGAGGGGAGAGGAAAGUGACUCGGAUGACGAACUAGUUGUGCCGAAGAAGAAGUCUAAGAAGAAGGCGAAAUAAGUUCGAGGAGGAGGAGGAGGAGGAGGAGGAGGAGAAUAAGAAGAAGAAGAAGAAGAAGAAGAAGAAGAAGAAGAAGAAGAAGAAGAAAAACAAGAAGAAGUAGUAGAAGAAGGUGAAAUGAAUUUGAGGAGAAGUGAAGAAGAAGAAGGAGAAGGAGAGGAGAAGAAGAAGGCGAAAUGAACUUGAGGAGAAGAAGAAGAAGAAGAAGUAGAAGAAGAGAAGAAUAGGUCGAAGAAGAAGGCGAAAUGAACUUGAGGAGAAGAAAAAGAAGAAGAGAAAGUGGUGGAUGAAGGUGAAUGAAUUAGAAAAGUAUAGAAUAGAAUUACUUUUCUAUUUAUUCACGUGGUAAAGUUUGGACAGUAAUGUCAUAGCCACCUCUAAAGGUGCGUACAGAUU